Messenger RNA from Meriones unguiculatus (Mongolian gerbil), 9970 nucleotides. It is a transcript of the gene Aspg, whose product is annotated as asparaginase. Gene Ontology annotation, biological process: amino acid metabolic process. The record is from RefSeq and is a predicted model, not a curated record. The transcript has 16 exons. The coding region runs from base 7514 to 9409 and encodes 631 amino acids. NCBI's taxonomy places the organism in Eukaryota, Metazoa, Chordata, Mammalia, Rodentia, Muridae. Gene Ontology annotation, molecular function: protein binding; asparaginase activity.
UUUGUGUGUGUGUCCUUGUCUGCAGGAGGUGGCUGUGCCUACCGGUGCCUCCUUGCCUGCAGGCAGCUUCUCAGGAGAUCCCAUGGUACAUGGUUCCCACCAGCCAAUUCUUCCAGCUGCAGUGUGUCCAAAGAGACCUGAGCCUCAGCGUGGGGUGGCUGGGGCUCCGCGUGAGUGCAUUCAUUGCCUGUGAGUGUGGUCCUCAGCCAGCGCCCACACCUGUUUGUGUUUGUGUGCACGUAGGUACAUAUAUGUGUUUGAACACAGGUAUGUGUAUGAACACACACAUGCAUGCGUGUGGGGUUGUGAAUAUGCUGGUACAUGGAUAUGUGUCGUGUGUGUAUGCAGGUACAUGUAUGUGUGUGAAGGUGCACACGCAUGCUUGUGUGCAUGUGUGUGGCUGUGGUGCUGGAAAACAGUCUCCGGUGUCACCGGGAGCCGGCCAGCUUUCUUGAGACACGGUCCCUCGCUGUUCUGAACUGGCCUGGUUGGCUGGGCCGAGGGGCAGCGAACCCCAGGGCUGCCUGCCUUAGCUUCGGGCGCUUAGCUUGGCUUUUAUUUUGCGUUGACUGGGGACUGAACUCAGGUCCUGGCUCAAAGUACCUUACUGGCCAAGCUAUCCCCCAGCCUGACUAGAGUUAGUAAAUGUAUAGUUCAGUAGCGUACACGAACAUGGAUGUGUGUUUUCGUGUGUGUGUGAGUGCCCUUGUCUGUACAUGUGUAUAUGGAGGUUGUCACUGGGCAUCUUCCUCUGCUGUGUUGAGACAGUGGACAUGAAGCUCAGCGUUGUGGCUAGACUUGUCCAGCGAGGCCCCAGACCCCGUCUUUCCCUAAGGGAGGUGACAGGCCCUGUUGCCACGCCCGGCUUUCACACAGGUGCUGAGAUCCGUCCUCAGGCAUCAAGCCUUCUCCCCCUGAGCUGUCUCUUCAGCCCCAGGACCUUUAUUUGAAACCCUGAACGCAUUUAACACCCCUCACCCUCCGUCUCCCAGCCUGGCAAUCGACUCUCCCUCUUCUGUCUAGUGUUUCACUCUGCUGGCACACGAACCCAUUUGUGCCGCUGUGACAGAACACCUGAGAGUGGACAGUUUAUAAAAAAGAAAAACUGACGUCCCUGAGACUGGAAAGCUCGAGGCCUGGUACCCUGGGAGGGCCAGGUCUCUGCGUCCACGAUGGAGCCUUGAAUACAGUAUCUCUGUGCGGCAACAGAGCACAGGGAGCAAACUCCCUCGGCGAAGUCCUGUGUGGUGGCAUUAAUCCAUGCUGCACUCUUCACUGCGCCUUCGAUCUCCAGCGCACUUGGGUGUCUCUGGAGCCGGGCCUCAUGUUUCUCUGUGACUGCCUUGAUUCUCUGAACUCUGUCCUAGGAGUUCCAACUGUGGCAGGCUCUCCCUCUUUCCCAUGUCCAGGGCGCACAGGGGGCGCUUCUCCCUCCAGCCCUGGCGGUGGCCACGCCCUGGCUCCAGCUGUGGACCAGCCGUCUCCCUGGCGGCUGCCAGCGGUUCAGGGUGUCCGGGUUCCCCACACUUUAUUUCCUUUUCUUUGUUUUUGGUCUCUCUGCUUUUAUUGUUUUACAGUCCUGCCCUGGGGUGCGGUUGGGUGUGAGGCAUCGUCUUCUUGGGUGUGUGUGCCACAGUGCACAGAUGGGCUCAGUUCUCUUCUCCCGUGACUGCGUGGGUUCCGGUGCUGGAACUUGGGUCCUGGCGAUUCAGUAAUGGUCAGUGCUGCUGAGCCCUAUUCUGCGCGCUUGGGGACCAUGUGUGUCACACUUGGAGGCAUCUGGCGUUAAGUCCAGCUAUCUGACAUUUUGGUGACAUUUUAGAGUCUGUGUGUCUGGACACCCAGGUGUGGCCACGCCUUAGCAGACAGAGCCUCUGCACACCUGCCCUGCACUGGGUAAGCCACCUUUCUCCUCUGGCUGCUUUUUGUUGAUGCUUUCGGUGUCACACCCAGACUGGACAUAAACUCUAAGCCCCUCGUCAUGUUGUGUUCUUCUGUGUUCUCCUAAGGGCCUCUUCAGCGUAAAUCCUGUGUCCAGAUCUUUAGUGUACUCUGAAUUAAGUUUUAUAGAUGGCUAACUAUUUUAUAGACUUGUGUGUGUGUGUGUGUGUGUGUGUGUGUGCACGCGUGUGCAGGGACACCAUAUGUACCCAGUGCUCAUGGGUUCCUUGGAGCUGGAGCUAUAGAUGGUUGUGAGAUCCCUGACAUGGGUGCUGGGAACUGACCCCCGGCCCUCCCUGAGCAGCCAGUGCUCUUGACCACAGAGCUUUUCUCCAGCCCCAGCCCUCCCACUUCCUUUCUUUUGGCCUCAUUAUUUUUAAUAUGUUUUGUUAUUGUUUGUUUUUAAAAUUUGGAGUAGGCUCUCUCCAUGUAGCCCAAGCUGGCCUCCACCUCAGUGUGCAGCCCAGGCCUUGUGGUGUUUUUACAGAGGAGAAGCCUGGUGUUUUUGAUGGUUUGCUUUGUGGAGUCUGAAUUUUUGUAGCUGGUGCCUGGUGUCGACUCACUAGGACAACCCGCUGCAAACAAGCCCUUCUUUGUUUUCUUCUGGAAACUUCGUAACUUCAGCAUUUUCACUUUGGUUUGUAAGUCCUCGCUAGUGUUUGUGUGGGGGCUGAAGCUUUUUUUUUCCCAUGAGAAUGUCUUUUGUAGACUGCUGCUGGGGAGUUCUCUGCCUUGCUGAGUGGUGUGUGGGUGCUGGAACGCCCCCAUUCCCCUAGAAUUGCUGGGUUCUGCUGCUGCUGCUGCUGCUGUGGGUCCGGGAUCUGUGGGGCUGCUGCAGGCUGCGGCUGCUGCCACGCUGGGAUUCACAGAUGCAGAGAUUUGGGGGGGGGUGCUGGGUCGCUCAACAGGAGUCCCAGCUGCUGUGUUCUCUGGGACUGCUGAAGGCUCCCAGGGGCACUGGCCUUCAGGGAACGCUGGAGCCCACGGCUGACCCCUUGAACCAAUGGCUGCAUACCGCCAGCAUGCAGCAUCUCAGAGUACCCGUGCCACAGGGGGUGGGCUCCACUGAGUCAGUGGGCCCAGCCCACCCACUCCCCUCUCCUGCUGAGUGGGCCAUCCCUGUGUGAGAGCACCUCCCUCUACAGACCUGUGCCUCCCUCACACUGCCUAAGUGUGGGCUGAGCCACCUUCUGGGCUGCAGAGCUGGGAACCUGCUGUCCUUUGCCAUUUCUCCUCCCUGUCAGACCUUCAGUUGAGGGUGCUCAGGUGUCCCUGGGCCCCGAGGCUUCCUGCCUUCUCUUCCCCAUGCCUCUUCUCUUGUACUUGCAGCCCUGCCCAGGCCCCCAUCAGCCUGCGUUGUAUUCAUGCUUCCUCAUCGUCUGUGUGCCUCUGCUCCUCCCCCGCCCAGUAAGACAGCACUUGUCUGCUUCAGCAUCAAUUCAAGGCUCCAUGGAGCAGAUUCCUGUAGGAUCCACACAGACUUGGCUCUAGGCAGUCACCACAGAGGCUGCCACAAUGGAAGGCUGGAGACACAGCACAGCUUGGAGGACCUUACCUGUGCUUGGUGGAGGCUGUUCUCAGGGCUUCCUGUGGACAGUGGUCUGCCCUGCGCAGGAGGCCCCUGUGCUUCUCCCUGCUCACCUGCUUCCCCUGGGGUGGGUAGGGGUCCCCAGGCAAGGCACUGUGGGAGUUUCCGGACAGCAAUAGCUCUGGAAGUGGACUGCUGAUUACUGUUCGUGUGGAAGCAGCCUGAGAACAAAGAGCUGCUGGCUGGAUAGUGUGGGCAGUGGUAGCCAGCCUGUAGCGCCUCUGGGCCUGCAGCGCCUCCUGCACAGAACGCUUUUUUAAAAGGUGAAGAAGCAGCAGAGACCUGACUGUGAACCUGGAGCAGCUUUUGGUGGGCUCUGCUGCUGCUGCUGAGAGCUUCGAGUAAAGCACUUCCUAGAGCUACAGAUUUGUUCUGCGGUGGGACGGCUCCUGGUUGGCUUCCCAAGGAGAUGCUUUGAACUACGGUGUUUGUCAGAGUUGGGGGCUGGAGGGGUAGCUGCUCUCCCAGAUGACCCGGGUUCAAUUCUCAGCACCCAUAUGGCACUCACAACUGUCUGUAACUCCACUUCCAGGGACUCUGACUGACACCCUCACAUAGACAUACAUGCAGGCGAAACACCAAGGCACAUAAAUUAAAAAGAUAAUCUUAAGGUUGGUAAUGCAAUUUAUAAAUACUUGAGGGUUCUAAAGAAAAAUGUUUUAAGGUUGGUAAAUGCAAGUUAUAAAGGUUACAAGGUCUAAGGUGAUUUAAGGUAUCUUAAGUAAAUAAAAAGGCUUAAUAUUUCUUCCUGUUAUGCUACUGUUGUUAUGCUACUGUUGUAUUGACUGUCCAGAGCUUUGAUCUUUAUUAAUAGGGCUCUAAUUUAUUAAUAUGACUCUGAUACAAAAACAUUCCACUAUACCACUAUGCCACUAUUAUGGUCCUAAGCUCAAGAUUGUAAGCCUCCAUAAAGUCUAUGCUUACACUAAAGUUAAAAUCAAGUGAGUUUCCCUUUUACUUCAUAAAAGGCUUUUGCCUUUUCAGAGUUCACCUUAAAAAGUACUUAUGCUGUUAACACAUAUGUAUGUCUACUGCCUUUUUCUCAAUGCACAGUACAAUUGUGAUACUAACAUGUCUAAAGUUUUAUCUCCUUCUUAAACCUUAAAAGUAAUUCUUGUAAGCUGUAGAAAGUCCACCUAAAUCUACCUCUCAGGACAACUGGACUCCAGAUAAGUACUGCACUUAUUGCCUAUCUCAAAAGGUAGGACUCCUCCCUUUUCCCUGGUUUUGGGACUUCCUUUCCUGGCUACCAGACUGCUAUUUACUGCAUGCAACCACUGGCUGGAUUGGUGAGUUCUCCUUAUUGACCAGCCACUAGAUUGGUGAGUUCACUCCAUUUUCUCAGCAUAAACGCCUCUCUUGGUAGGGGAAGCUUGACCACAGAGCUCUGGCAACUUCCUACUAUCUUUUGAGAUGGAGGGACCCCCCCCCCCAGCCAUAGCCUUAAUUGUCUAGGUUUGACCCUCUAUGCUGACUUUCAUUUUCGGGCCACACUCUCCCCUGGGUGGUACACCCCCUCUACAGGUUCCUUCCCCCACCUUGCUUGCACACACGCUCGCUCGCUCAUGGGAAGGUCCCUCUCUCACAUGGUUCCUCUACUUCUCUGCCCCCAGUGGAAGAUGCUCAGAUGCCCGUCCCUCCAGACAGGCUGGAGAAUUUCAGGUUUCUAUACCUAGUGCCAGCUGGCACCAGGGCCUCUAAGUUUACACGCUUCUGUAACCAAACCUCACCUCAAUGACAGAUCGAAAACAAAGCCUUCUUUAAAUAUUGCCAGUGACUGGGUAAAUAAAGGUCCCCAGGUAGACAGAGGUUCCCAUGUACAAGCCUCAUCGAUCCAAACCUUUCGAUGUAUUCCUACAGGAUUUUCUCCCUACUCAACUUUAUCUUUUGCCUAUAUAUGUGUUUCAGUGUCCUGCCAGACACAGAUGUUUCCUAUAGCCACAACAGCGCCAAAGCAGCUGCAGGUGUUCAGCUCUGACCUCACAGACUUCCAACAAGCUGGACCUGCACCUUCCCUCCCAGCCAUGGGUGUUCUUGCAGACCUGGGACAGCAUCAAAGCAGCCUAUUCUUCCUGGACUUGGCCAACAUUUCAGCCUUUUGACCUCCCUACAGCCCCCCCAGUGUCAGCAGGAAGUAGCCAGGAGAGAAUCUACUCCCAUUAUUCACUUGUUAACAAAAGGCUGAAGUGGUGUGCUUCAGGACCAGGACAAGCGGCUCCAGGUUCUCCCAGCGUUCCCCAGUUCCUACCUGUUGCCUUGCAUGGCUGGCAAUUCUCUCUGUUGACAACCCUCUACCCUAAAUUUUCCAGGGCAGAGGCUUCCCUUACUCUUGACCUUACAAUCUGACCAUUUUGUUGCUAUAAUUCUUCUCUCUCUCUCAACCUCUUGCAUGACAACCAAGAGCUGCUUCCAAUGAGCCUAAAUUUAUAUACUUUAACUUACCUUAUAAAAGGCAGCCCAAGAUCCCCAUUUUUAAUUAUAGAAAAAGGGAGGAAUGUUAGUAUUUUGGAACACAAGCUGCUUCUGGGUUGCCCAGCAACCUGUCAUGUGUCGUCAGCCAGCCAGGUGACCACACCUGGAGGGCGUGGUUACCUCCUGACUUAAAGGGCCCACCCUGACACGUGGUCCCUCUCUUGCCCUCUCUCUCUCUGGGGUGCCCCCCCUUUCUCUUUCCCUUUCCCUCUUCCCCUAAUAAGCCUCCCACGUGGAACCGAUCUCAUGGCGUGAUUUGUGAACCCGCGUGUAACCUUCACAGACGCACGUUUCCCAACAUUCCUACGUUUCCUAACACCAUCGUCUGCUGUCCCCUAGGCUCAAACAGUGGCUCUUCAUCUCGGUUUGUGUCAGUGGCCUCUGGAGGGUGUGCCAUGGUGCGGGUUGUUGGGCCCCCCAGGAGUCUCUGAGCCGAGAGGCCCAGAGUGGGUUCUGGCUCCUGCUGUUUUCACAAGCACUGGGUAGUGCUGCUAGGUCGAGGGCUGCAGUUUGAUUACUGCGCUCUGGAGAAGUAAGGGCAAAACCAAAGCGGGCGGGGCAGAGCGGAGUGAGGAGGGCAGGGCCCAGAGCUGAGUCUGCGAUGCAAGUGUUCAGAGGUGGGCAUUUGAGAGGUGACUGGUCCUGAGGACACUGAUCUGUAGAAUCGAUGACUCCAUUUGUGAGUUCACAGCUGGAUGGGCUUGGGAGAAGGGGUGGGGUACAGGUGUGGCUCCGCGGUAGAGAGCGCAUUUAGUAUGUACAUAGCAUGUUCCCUAGUACUACAGAAGACAAAAGUAAAACACACACACUUUGCUGUGCCCCCGGGCCUCUCCCCUUCUGGGCUGGCAGGAUUAGAGCAGCUUGCACCCAUAAUGUUCCUUGUUGUGGUGUUUGGCCUUAUCACAGGCUUAGAAGUAACAGCUCGCUGAGCACUGACUGAGCCCUCGGAAACCGUGAGCCCAGACAAAUACCUCCUCCUUAAGGUGACUUCCUUGAGUGUUUUUCACAGUGACAGAGAAUUAACUAACACAGGGUCCUUGGCUGCCCGAGUUUUCUCAGCCCUCUUCCCAAAUGGCUCUGGCUUGUGUCGAGGUGACAACAACCAGCCGAUGUUGCUCUAGCCUUAGCCAUGGGUACCUGCUCCCCCUGCCUGGCGCCUCUGUCCUCUGCUGUGUUCUGCCCUGACUCUUCACGGAGACCUUGGCCACCGGUGGAAACAUUACCGUCUUCCUUGCAUACUCUUGUUUACAGCUGCCGCUGUCCCUGCUGUAGCAUGUUAUCCAUUGCUGUCUUGUCACUUGAAGGCAAACUCAAGAAGGACAAGAGUUGUGUGUCCAGAACAGGAACUUAAAGAUGUGUGACCAAGCCAGAGAAUGCCUCAGCAGCAAAUGGACACAGAGAAACGAGAGCAGAACAGCCGUGUCGGCUGUGACAGUUGAGUCACCCUGGAGCCUGUGUGGCCCUAACUUCUGAGCUGGGAGAUCAGCAGUGACGGCCUGCUCCGAGCCAGACAUGGAUCUUGAACUCUCAGCCUCUGGACCUCUGAGCUCCCAGCAAGUGGUCAAAGGCAGGAGAACACAGACCAAGCUUUCACCAACCAAAGGAGCCCCAGCCUCCAGUAAGCCCCACCCUGCAGGCUCCACCGCUUCCCGGUCUUGCUUUCCCUUUGGCUCUGUCCCCACUGAGAAGACCGCUGUCCCAGGCAUGGCGCGUGCUACUGGACCUGUACGGAGGCUGCUGGCCAUCUACACUGGCGGCACCAUUGGCAUGCGGAGUGAGGGCGGAGUGCUGGUGCCUGGGAGAGGCCUGGCUGCGGUCCUGAGGACUCUUCACAUGUUCCAUGAUGAAGAAUAUGCCCGGGCCCACCGCCUGCCCGAGGAUACGCUGGUGCUGCCCCCGGCCAGCCCUGACCAGAGGAUCAUCUACACGGUGCUGGAGUGCCAGCCACUCUUCGACUCCAGUGACAUGACCAUCACUGAGUGGGUUCAGAUUGCCCAAACCAUAGAGAGACAUUACACACAGUACCAGGGCUUCGUGGUCGUCCACGGCACGGACACCAUGGCCUUCGCCGCCUCAGUGCUUUCCUUCAUGCUGGAAAACCUGCAGAAGCCGGUCGUCCUCACCGGAGCCCAGGUGCCCAUCCAUGCGCUGUGGAACGACGGCCGUGAGAACCUGCUGGGGGCCCUGCUCAUGGCAGGCCAAUACAUCAUCCCUGAGGUCUGCCUGUUCUUCCAGAACCAGCUCUUUCGGGGCAAUCGGACAACCAAGGUGGACGCUCGGAGGUUUGCAGCCUUCUGCUCCCCCAACCUGCCCCCUCUGGCCACGGUGGGUGCAGAUGUAACAAUCAAUCGCGAGCUGGUGAGGAAGGCCAGCGGGAAGGACCAUCUGGUGGUUCACAGCAGCAUGGAGCGUGACGUGGGCCUUCUGCGCCUCUACCCUGGGAUUCCUGCCUCUCUGGUCCGGACCUUCCUGCAGCCCCCACUGAAGGGUGUGGUGAUGGAGACCUUCGGCUCUGGGAAUGGGCCCACCAAGCCAGACCUCCUGCAGGAGCUGCGGAUGGCAGCUGAGCAGGGCCUGAUCAUUGUCAACUGCACCCAUUGCCUUCAGGGGGCAGUGACUUCGGACUAUGCAUCUGGCAUGGCCAUGGCAGGAGCUGGCAUUGUCUCAGGCUUCGACAUGACUUCAGAGGCUGCCCUGGCCAAACUGUCCUAUGUGCUGGGCCAGCCAGAGCUGAGCCUGGACGACAGGAAGAAGCUUCUGGCCAAGGAUCUUCGUGGGGAGAUGACGCUGCCCACAACGGAUGAACGCCGGUCCUUGCUGCAGGAUGGCAUGCUGGGCUGCAGGGUGGAAUGGCUUCUCAGUCUGAAUGGCGGCCAGGAGGCUGAUGCCAUGAAGGAUGUCCUGAUGCCCAGCCUGGCCCUGGCUGCAGCUCAUGCUGGUGACCUGGACACUUUGCAGGCCUUUUCGGAGCUGGGUGGAGACCUGAACCUGAAGGACUACAGCGGUCAAACCCCGCUGCACGUGGCUGCGCGGAGGGGCCAUACUGCGGCGGUCUCCGUGCUGCUGCAGAGGGGUGCGGAUGUGAAUGCCCGCAAUGAGGAUGGCCAGAGCCCGCUGCUGCUGGCUGUGAGGGGCAGGCAUCAGGACAUCAUUGGGCUGCUGCGGGCCGCUGGGGCUUGCCUCUCUCCCCAGGAGCUGGAGGACGUUGGGACAGAGCUGUGCAGGCUGGCAUCCAGGGCGGACAGCGAGGGCCUGCAGGCGUGGUGGCAGGCUGGGGCUGACCCGGGACAGCUGGGCUAUGAUGGACGUUGUGCCCUGCAAGUAGCUGUCGCGGCUGGGAAUGCAGAUAUAGUGGUCCUGCUGCAGAGCUUUAAGGACAGGGUUGGCGCCCAGCCCCAGGCCCACUAAGUCCUGGGCUGGGCCCAUGUCUACUCAGUGAGCUCCAGCUGGUCUGCAGCUGGAGCCUGGCACCUGGUGUUCCAGAGCCAGUUCUGGAGACAGCCUGAGGAAGUGGUGUCCAGAGCCUUCUUGGGGACCUCUGGAAGGAGCACAGUCUGCUGGAGACAGUGGCUGCUGGGACUUCAUGCGGGAGAGGCUCUCCUCAGACUUUCACCGGAGCCAGUCUCGGGCUGUUCCCAGCUGACAUCCAUCCCCGCUGCAUCAUUUGGUGUAUUGAGAUUGGCUGGGACUGCCUGGAUUCCAUACGCAGGCCCCUGGGGUGGAGUGGGGGAGCCCUGCCUCAGGUGCACCUUCCCUACAUGGCGGCGACGCAGCCUCAGCAGACCUGUCUCCAAGAAGUGCUCCUCGGCCCUCAGCCCUCCUGCAGCGGGAGGAUUCCUCACUGCCUGAGGUCCCUCAGGCGCACACCAGCUGCUUCUGCUAAACUGCUUCCCAGCCUGUUGGCACGACAGGCUCUGGAGGUCUCUGUUGAGCGGGAAGAAUGUCAAUAAAGUUGUUGUGGGGACAGAG